AUGACAUCGGACUUGAUUCGUAAAAUACUUGACAGAGUUUUACCCGACAUAGAGAAGUCCUUUAAUAACUGGGACUACUUAGAAAAUCCGACGAUAGAACCGUUCGAAUUUGAGGCAGGGCUGGACCCCACGAUUGAAAAGGGGAAAAUAUGGAACGCGUUUCCUUUUUAUUUUCAAAUCGUGAUUUCCUAUGUUGUCACGAUUCACUUGAUUCGAUGGAUUAUGCGUGACCGCGAGCCAUUCCAGCUUCUUGGGCCCUUAACCACGUGGAACUUUGGGAUGGCGGCGUUCUCAGCGAUCGCUUUUAUUCGUACUGUCCCAGAAUUGGUUCAAGUCCUCGGUGGGGAUGAAGGAUUUCAUCGCUCCGUUUGUGCCAGAAUCAUGUACACAUAUUUCGCAAUUUCGACUUUGGGUUACAAACCUCUCAAGUUCAUGUCGAUGGGGUUAACACUUUUGCAAAUCUGUCAGUUCGUGGUUGCCAUUGGCAUUAAUGUUUACGCCGUUGGUGUAAAAUGGACCGGUGAUCCCUGCGCAGUCUCCAACGAAAGCAGUUUGGUCACCUUAUUUAUGUUUAUUUCAUAUUUGUUUCUCUUUUCGCAUUUCUUUUACAAGUCGUACUUCCCCAACGAAAAGAAAGCGGUCCGAUGA
Molecule: messenger RNA, 648 nt
Organism: Folsomia candida
Lineage: Eukaryota; Metazoa; Arthropoda; Collembola; Entomobryomorpha; Isotomidae
Product: putative fatty acid elongation protein 4
Exons: 5
Coding region: 1-648 (215 amino acids)
Biological process (GO): fatty acid elongation, polyunsaturated fatty acid; fatty acid elongation, monounsaturated fatty acid; fatty acid elongation, saturated fatty acid
Cellular component (GO): endoplasmic reticulum membrane
Molecular function (GO): fatty acid elongase activity
Source: RefSeq, a predicted model, not a curated record